AUGAGAAAUCGGGGGUUCUUCCAGAUAAUAAAGAAGCAGACAGAACUUAUUCCUCUGGUUUCAUUUAUCACCUUUGCCGGAUUAUGGGCGAUGUAUUCCUCAUGGCACGGCAUCACCAAAAGUGAUGUGAUUAUAAACAAACGCGGUAAUCCGGAACCGUGGCAACAUGUGGAUCCUACCAAACCCACAAAGUUGGUAACACUCAACCAGGAGUGGAAACGCAUUGAAGAGCUGGAAAAAGUCCGAAAACUUAUGAAGUGAACCAGGAGCAGACUUUCCAAAUAGCACUCUAUGAAUCUAGUGGAAUAAUUUCUGCACAAAUUAGAGGAUUGAAACCAGUGUGCAGAAAUGCUUCUGCUACAUUUUUAGAGUCUCCCUUUUCUUUUCAACUCUAGAUGACGACGUUACUGUUUGUUUUGCAAGUUGCCCUAAAGUCAUCCACACAAGUCCAAAAAUAAAGGUCUGGUCUGCUUUCACAACAGCCACAUUCGUUUUGAGGCCUGGGGUUUGCUGUUUGAUAUUCCAGCAGGCAGUAAAAACUUUUUGUGAGUUUUCAAAGGAGUUGCGUUGUUUUUGUCUGAUGCAAUGCCGUGUGUCAUUUGUGAUGCUUUCAAUAAACUGGGGACACACAUUUGUACAGUGAAUGGAAUCUUCUUUCUGUUCAAUAUGGGCAGGGAUCAA
Molecule: messenger RNA, 681 nt
Organism: Heteronotia binoei (common prickly gecko)
Lineage: Eukaryota; Metazoa; Chordata; Lepidosauria; Squamata; Gekkonidae
Product: normal mucosa of esophagus-specific gene 1 protein-like
Exons: 4
Coding region: 1-261 (86 amino acids)
Source: RefSeq, a predicted model, not a curated record